CCCCAGUUUGCAUGAUGAAAGGACUUUUCAUUUUACUUAGGUGAAAAGUGGGUCUGUGAGUGGAGUGACUUUCUUUCAAAAAAAAAAAAAAAUCAGAAACCAAUUAUUUGAUAUGCAGAGCUGCAAGCUUCAUCCCCUUAAUGAAAUCAGUGCAGUGUGCACUGCCGUUAACCUGAGGAAAGCAGCUGACAUCUCCUGAUUACGCCGGAGGAGAGGUGGAAGGACCCAAACUUGCAGGAUCCCCCUCCCCCUCGAGAGAUUGUUAGUCCAGUCCUUUAGAGAGGUUCCGUGUGGUUCUCUGUCAUCACCACCGGGACGCUGGCAGGGAGUGUGUGUCAUGGUUACAAUAGAGUGUGGUGACAUAUAACAACCAUGAGAGCCCAGCGGGAACGGCUGCAGAUUCCGGGGCUGACCUUGGAUCUCACUCCCAGGAGCCUGAGUCCAACCCCAUCCAGCCCAGGCAGUCCUUGUAGUCCUCUCUUGGCUUUUCACUUUUGGAGUUGCCGGACAAGCAACCGGAAGAGCCUGAUAGGCAAUGGGCAGUCACCAGCGUUGCCUCGGCCGCACUCACCUCUCUCUGCUCAUGCAGGAAAUAGCCCUCAAGAUAGUCCAAGAAAUUUCUCCCCCAGUGCCUCAGCCCAUUUUUCAUUUGCCCGGAGGACUGAUGGACGCCGCUGGUCGUUGGCCUCUCUCCCCUCCUCUGGCUAUGGGACAAACACACCCAGCUCUACGGUUUCUUCAUCCUGUUCCUCCCAGGAGAAGUUGCAUCAGUUACCAUACCAACCAACGCCAGAUGAAUUACAUUUCUUAUCGAAACAUUUUUGUACCACUGAAAGCAUCACCACUGAGAACAGAUGCAGGAACACACCAAUGCGUCCCCGUUCCCGAAGUCUGAGCCCCGGACGUUCUCCCGCCUGCUGUGACCAUGAAAUAAUUAUGAUGAACCAUGUCUACAAAGAAAGGUUCCCAAAGGCUACGGCUCAGAUGGAAGAACGCCUGAAAGAAAUUAUCACCAGCUACUCUCCAGAUAACGUUCUUCCCCUGGCAGAUGGAGUGCUUAGUUUCACUCACCACCAGAUCAUUGAACUGGCUCGGGAUUGCCUGGAUAAAUCUCACCAGGGUCUCAUCACCUCGCGAUACUUCUUGGAAUUACAGCACAAAUUAGAUAAAUUGUUACAGGAGGCUCAUGAUCGUUCAGAAAGUGGAGAAUUGGCAUUUAUUAAACAACUAGUUCGAAAGAUCCUAAUUGUUAUUGCCCGUCCUGCUCGGUUAUUAGAGUGCCUGGAAUUUGAUCCUGAAGAAUUUUACUACCUAUUGGAAGCAGCAGAAGGCCAUGCAAAAGAAGGACAGGGUAUUAAAACUGACAUCCCCAGGUACAUCAUUAGCCAGCUGGGACUCAACAAGGAUCCUUUGGAAGAAAUGGCUCAAUUAGGAAACUAUGAUAGUGGGACAGCGGAAACACCGGAAACAGAUGAAUCAGUGAGUAGCUCUAAUGCUUCCCUGAAACUUCGAAGGAAACCUCGGGAAAGUGAUUUUGAAACAAUUAAAUUGAUCAGCAAUGGAGCCUAUGGGGCAGUCUACUUUGUUCGGCAUAAGGAAUCCCGGCAGAGGUUUGCCAUGAAGAAGAUUAACAAGCAGAACCUCAUCCUGAGAAACCAGAUCCAGCAGGCCUUUGUGGAACGGGAUAUCUUGACUUUUGCAGAAAACCCCUUUGUGGUCAGCAUGUAUUGCUCCUUUGAGACAAGGCGCCAUUUGUGCAUGGUCAUGGAGUAUGUGGAAGGGGGAGAUUGUGCUACCUUAAUGAAAAACAUGGGCCCUCUUCCUGUGGAUAUGGCCAGGAUGUACUUUGCUGAGACGGUCUUGGCCUUGGAAUAUCUGCAUAAUUAUGGAAUUGUACACAGGGACUUGAAACCAGAUAAUCUGUUGGUCACCUCCAUGGGGCACAUCAAGCUGACGGAUUUUGGAUUAUCCAAGGUGGGGCUAAUGAGCAUGACUACCAACCUCUAUGAGGGUCAUAUUGAGAAGGAUGCACGUGAGUUCCUGGAUAAACAGGUCUGUGGCACACCUGAAUACAUCGCACCAGAAGUGAUUCUGAGGCAAGGAUAUGGGAAGCCAGUGGACUGGUGGUCCAUGGGGAUCAUCCUCUAUGAAUUUCUUGUUGGAUGUGUGCCAUUCUUUGGGGAUACUCCAGAAGAGCUAUUUGGGCAAGUCAUCAGUGAUGAGAUCAACUGGCCUGAAAAGGAUGAGGCCCCCCCGCCCGACGCCCAGGAUCUGAUUACCUUGCUCCUCAGGCAGAAUCCCCUGGAGAGGCUGGGAACAGGUGGUGCCUAUGAAGUCAAACAGCAUCGAUUCUUCCGUUCUUUAGACUGGAACAGUUUGCUGAGACAGAAGGCAGAAUUUAUUCCCCAACUGGAAUCGGAGGAUGACACCAGUUAUUUUGACACUCGGUCAGAGAAGUAUCAUCAUAUGGAAACAGAAGAAGAAGAAGACACCAAUGACGAAGACUUUAGUGUGGAAAUAAGGCAGUUUUCUUCUUGUUCACAUAGAUUUUCAAAAGUUUUCAGCAGUAUAGAUCGAAUAACUCAGAAUUCAGGAGAAGAAAAGGAAGACUUGGGAGACAAAACCAAAAGCACAGCCUUGCCAUCCACAGAAACAUUAAGCUGGAGUUCAGAAUGUUCUGAAAUGCAACAGUUAUCAACAUCCAACUCUUCAGAUACUGAAAGCAACAGACGCAAACUCAGCUCUGGCCUGCUUCCCAAACUGGCUAUUUCAACAGAGGGAGAACAAGAUGAAGCUGUCCCCUGCCCUGGAGACCCCCAGGAGGAGCCAGAGAAGCCAGCCCUUCCUCCUGAAGAGGGGGCGCAGGAGGAGGCUGAAGUCACCACCCCUGCCAGCACCAUCAGCAGCUCCACCCUGUCAGUUGGCAGUUUUUCAGAGCACUUGGAUCAGAUAAAUGGACGGAACGAGUGUGUGGACAGUGCAGAUAAUUCCUCAAAGCCACCCAGUGAACCCGCUUCUCACAUGGCUCGACAGCGAUUAGAAAGCACAGAAAAAAAGAAACUCUCGGGGAAAGUCACAAAGUCCCUUUCUGCCAGUGCUCUGUCCCUCGUGAUCCCAGGAGAUAUGUUUGCUGUUUCCCCACUGGGAAGUCCUAUGUCUCCCCAUUCCCUGUCCUCAGACCCUUCUUCUUCACGAGAUUCCUCUCCCAGCCGAGACUCUUCGGGAGCUUCUGCCAGUCCACAUCAGCCUGUUGUGAUCCAUAGUUCGGGGAAGAACUAUGGCUUCACCAUCCGAGCCAUCCGGGUGUACGUGGGUGACAGUGACAUCUAUACUGUGCACCAUGUCGUCUGGAACGUAGAAGAAGGAAGUCCAGCGUGCCAGGCGGGACUGAAGGCUGGGGAUCUGAUCACACAUAUCAAUGGCGAGCCAGUGCACGGACUUGUCCACACGGAGGUUAUCGAGCUCCUGCUAAAGAGUGGAAAUAAGGUGUCAAUCACUACUACCCCAUUUGAAAACACGUCAAUCAAAACAGGACCAGCCAGGAGAAACAGCUAUAAGAGCCGGAUGGUGAGGCGGAGCAAGAAAUCUAAGAAGAAAGAAAGUCUAGAAAGGAGGAGAUCUCUUUUCAAAAAGCUAGCCAAGCAGCCUUCUCCGUUACUCCACACUAGCCGAAGUUUCUCCUGCCUGAACCGAUCCCUGUCCUCAGGAGAGAGCCUCCCAGGCUCACCCACUCACAGCCUGUCUCCCAGGUCACCCACACCAAGCUACCGCUCCACCCCCGACUUCCCAUCCGGUACUAAUUCCUCCCAGAGCAGCUCCCCGAGUUCUAGUGCCCCCAAUUCCCCAGCUGGAUCGGGGCACAUCCGACCCAGCACCCUUCACGGUCUGGCCCCCAAACUUGGGGGGCAGAGGUACCGCUCAGGAAGGCGUAAGUCGGCAGGCAACAUCCCGCUCUCCCCGCUGGCCCGGACACCCUCUCCGACCCCCCAGCCUACCUCUCCUCAGCGGUCACCAUCCCCUCUUUUGGGACACUCGCUGGGCAAUUCCAAGAUCGCACAAGCCUUUCCCAGCAAGAUGCACUCCCCGCCCACCAUCGUCAGACACAUCGUGAGGCCCAAGAGUGCAGAGCCGCCCAGGUCCCCGCUGCUCAAGCGCGUGCAGUCAGAGGAGAAACUGUCACCCUCCUACAGCGGUGAUAAGAAGCACCUGUGCUCACGCAAGCACAGCCUAGAGGUGACUCAGGAGGAAGUACAGCGCGACCAGUCCCAGCGGGAGGCGACCCUGCAGAGCCUGGAGGAGAACGUGGGUGACGUGCCUCCCCUGAGCCGUGCCCGGCCGGUGGAGCAGGGCUGCCUGAAGCGCCCCGUCUCCCGGAAGCUGGGCCGGCAAGAGUCUGUGGACGAGCUGGACCGGGACAAGCUGAAGGCCAAGGUGGUGGUGAAGAAGCCAGACGGCUUCUCUGAGAAACAAGAAUCCCAUCAGAAAUCCCAUGGGCUUGGGAGUGACUUGGAGAACCUUGCUAUCUUUAAGCGAGAAGAGAGAGACAAGAAAAUCUAUCCGAAGCCUUUAGAAAGGUCAAACCAUUUUGACAGCAAGGCUGCCGUGCAGGAAGGCCAGUCUCUGGGCAGUCUGCUGAAAGACGCUCUUCACAAGCAGGCCAGCGCCCGUGCUGGCGAGGGGGUGGCCUCUGACGGGGCCCUGGCUGGCUCUGGCCUGGCACAUGGUGAGCACAGCCAGGGCGGCAGGGACUUCAAACAGGUCUCUGUUCCGGGGACCCUCCAGGACAGUCUCUGUCACUCCAUGGAUAGGCCCCACUGCGGGAAGGGGGAAAACACAGAGAAGGCCAAGGAACUUCUCCGAUGUGAGAAGUUAGAUAGCAAGCUGGCCAAUAUCGAUUACCUCCGGAAGAAAAUGCCCCUCGAAGACAAAGAUGACAGCCUCUGCCCCCUGGUAAAGCCCAAGACAAUAGCUGGUCCCCAUGAAAGCCUGCCAGGGAGCUCAGCCCGGCCCGUGGGUGGGCAGCAGGAGGCCCCCGCAGCCCCCGAGAGCCGAGCCUUCAUCAGCAGCCCCCAUGCAGUUCAGAUCAGUGCUGGCUCUUUUGUUCCCCUCAAGGGCUUAGCUGGCCGGGUGGACGGUGGAGUAGAGAAGCCAGGCUUGGUUGCUCCUGAGUCCCCUGUGAGGAAAAGCCCCUCGGAGUAUAAGCUGGAAGGCAGGUCUGUAUCAUGCCUAAAGCCCAUUGAGGGCACUUUGGACAUCGCUCUCCUGUCUGGACCACAGGCCUCCAAGACAGAGCUGCCUUCGCCAGAGCCUGCACAGAGUCCUAGCCCAGGUGGGGAUGUGGGGCCUUCUGUGCCACCAGCUCUUCCCAGCAGCAGCAAGAAAAAGGGAGAAACUGCCAGUCCAAAAGAGCCUCCUUCUGCCAGCGUAAAGAUGAAUAAAUGCCAUCUGCUUGAGCCUAGGUUCCUGCCCCCCAGUCGGGGUCUUCAGAAUUCACCAGCAGCUCCCUUGCCUGACUCAGAACUAAAGCAGGACAGGAAAGUUUCCCAUCCUGCUGCCAGGAGCACAAUGACAGUCAUGGGAAACAAUCCCCAGUGGAGAGAGGGUGGCCCCCACAAGCACCAAGACCACACCACUGACACCCAGCUCCUCCCCUGCCCAGGGCAGGGCCUCCAUGGCACCGACCCAGCCAGGCCACGUGGCCCACUCCCACCUGGAAGUACCUCCUCCAGGGAGAAGCCGAGCUUGAGAGACUCCUCUGAAAGGGGCCCUUCCACAGCCAGAAGCGAGAGGUCUGCUGCUCGGGCUGAUGUAUGCAGAGACUCCUCUGUGGGGCUGUGCCUGCCGGGAACUGCUAAAGCCAGUGACAGCCCCAGAAAUCUCUCCUCUGUGGGAAGGGCCUGCCCAGAUUUUGAUGUGAAGACCCAGGCCAUAGAGAAACCAUGGGGGCCUUGUGGGAAAACCAGCCACAGGGAUGGCCAGGAAGAGCUGAAGCCGCUAGCCAGAGACGAUUCCUCUUUGCAGCCAGCUGAGGUUCCGUGUGAGAAGCAGCUGGGCAAGGGGAAAAGUGGCCUGGAACCCAAGUCUGACGCCCCUCCUGCCAGGCGUUCUCUGCAGGCACCUGGGAUUGAGAGUGGGAAGAGUGAAAAGCUCUCCGCUUUCCCAUCUUUGCAGAAAGAUGGUCCCAAGGACCCUGAAAGGAAAGAGCAGCCUCUGCAAAGACACCUCGUCAAUAGCCCUCAGCACACCUUGACCUCUAAAGAGCUGUCCAGCCUCGCCUCUUGGCAGCAUUGCGGAUCCCCAAGCCAGGCUUCCAGCAGAGAGCCUGGGACCAGGCCCAGCGCUGCAGAACCCACCCUGGCCCCCCAGGAACCCCCAAAGCCUGCUGCUUUGCCCAGUGAAAGCAGCAGCCACAAGCUCCGGCCAGGCCCUGACCCAGGCCCUGGCAAGUCUAAGCACCCAGACAAGUCCCUCUCCUUACAGAAACCAAGCAUUGGGGCUGCAAAGGGCAAGGAGCCUGUCACUCAGCCUCUGGCCAGCUCUAGCAGGGAGGGGAAGGGCGGCAGUAAGGGGGGGUUGGAUGUGUUCCCUGCUGUCCCAGGCUCUCAGAGCAAAGCCAGUGAUGUGACUGCCCAAGGAGAAAGUCAGCCCUCUGUCCCACCACAUACUGAAGGGGGUCCUGCAGCCACCACACUGAAACCCACCAGUGGUGGGCAUCCCCCAGAGAUCCUGAACAAGCCUGCGCAUUUGCCGAGGCAAGAAUACCCAGAGAUUAGUGAGUCAGGGGACCCGCAACCCUCCCCUGUCAGUGAAAUGCAAAACCUAUCUCCAAAGCACCCCAAACCAUCCACUGUGAAAGAUUGCCUCCCUCCGUGCAGACAGACAGACAGAAGCACGAGCCAGCAGGCCGCUGCCACCGACAGAAAGCCUGAAGGGAAGAAACGCACAGAUGCACUUUAUGUUCCGGCAGACAGAGAGAAGCUCGAGGCCAGCCCUCCCCUGGCACCCGGGGAGACCUGGCUGACUGGUGUGGAGAGGCCAGCCACGGCCACGGGGGCGGGGAAGGGCUUCCCAGAGGCCAAGGGGAAAGGGCCCAGUCCCCAGAAACCACUGACUGAGGCGGGCAAGCCCAGCAGCAUGAAGCGGUCACCCUCGGCCACAGGACAAAGUUCCUCAUGCUCGGCUGCCCUCCUGGAAAAUUCUCUGAGCUGCUCCUCCAGCUUUCCCGAAGCCAGACCCGCGGUCCGGGAGGCCUUUACAACCAACGGUGACACCUGUUCUGCUAUGGCCAGUGGAGGCACAGUUGACCCCCCAGCCUCCAGCAACAGGGACCACAGGAAAUGUCCAUCAGGGGGGGAUGGCAGAACCCAAAUGACAAAGAGCGACUCUUUGCCAUCCUUCCGGAUUUCCACCACCACUCUGGAGUCACACCAUCUUGACCCAAUCGCGACAGGCGGAGCCAGCUACAGGGACAGGGCUCUCUCAGUAAGUGCCUCCUUAGGAGAAGCCAAAGGGAGGGAGCCUGCCCCAGCCCAUCUGCCCCCAGCUCGGAAACAGAACGCAGGCCGAGAAGUGACCAAGACCUUUCCAGCCCCAAACUUGGACCGCCCCGUCACCCUUUCUUCUGAGAAGGACUUUGUGGUACGGCAGAGGCGGGGGAAAGAGAGUUUGCGUAGCAGCCCUCACAAAAAGGCCUCCUAACGGGGCAGAUCCUUGGGCAGAAUGUGGUGACCGGCCAGAAUGUGUGACUGUGUCUUGACUACCUUUCGAAACCAGCACUGUGUGGGAAUGUUGCCAGGCAGAGCUUGGAGCCUCAUUGAGGAAGGAGAGAGAGAAAAAAAGAGGGGACCUUCUUCCAGAUGCCUUCCCAGUUGUAACCGGUAAAACCGUUACCAGAUAGUGUUUGUACAAAAAAAUACCUUUACAGUUGAGGGUUGUUGAGGAAAAAGAUUUUCCUGUAAAUACAUAGCAAUGUGUCUGGUUUGGGAUGUAGAGUCUUUACCUUGCUGCUGAUUGCGUCGUUUACUACAGCUUUUUUUUUGAACAAGAUUUUUGCUUUACCAUUCAUCAUAAUGUAAUAGUGAAGCAAAAUGGUCAAAACUGGGUGUGUGUAAAACUAUAGAUGCACUCCUAUCUGUGGGUAGACACAUCCACCCUCAUGGUUAGGUCUGAGGUUUAAGAGAAUAUUUCAAGGUUCCAUUUUUAUAAGCUAAAACAUUCUAAAUGAAGUUAAAGGUGGAAGAAAGCCCUAAUACAGUAGAUGGUGAGUUUUUAUGUGUAUUUUUAACCAGAGUUUCUGAUAGCACUCUAUCUGGCUACCUAUGUUUCCAGAUCUAAAAGCAGGAACUACUCUAAUCGCUGCAUUUGGAAUCCUCCAUUAGGAAUGGCCGGCACAAAUGGAGCCAGCCGUUUUCAUUUCACGGUCAUCCUCCUGGACAUUUUGAUCCUGGGUCCAACUGUCUAGAAGGCCAGUUGUCCUUGUCUGGAUGUGCGUCUGGUCUUCACCCAAGGCAGAGCAGGGACUGUGAACACACAUCACCUUUACUUCUGCUGUCCUCCUUUUUUACCAAACUGUUCAACUCAGGCCUUUAUGCUGUGAGUGACUAGUGCAAGAAGCACAGGCUCUGUAGUCCAGAACCAGCCCUGCUCUGAAAUAGAAAGGACAAUUGGUGGCGGCACACAGAUGUGCUAGUGCUUAGGUGGAGUGCUAAGUUUCAGGCAUUGGAAGAGGUUUUCAAUUUGCUUUUGUGAGGAAAGGAACUGGGAGGUGGGGGGGGAUUGGCAUCAUAGCAUCUAUAUUAAGGACUAAUCAGGACAUCAGAUACAUUUUAAUACAUAGCUGGGGCCUUAUGUUGUAGACGAGGCUUGCUGUUUUUAGCAAGUUCCUGGGGUUUCACAUUCAUUUCUAAUGCAUCAGGUAGCUCCCUACAUUUCAUAACAUGAUCUCUUUAUUUGUAAGCAAAAAAAAAAAAAAAAUACUGUAUUAAUAAAGAGCAACAUUUUUGUAACAAAAAGACUUGUUGGAGCUAUUUGGUGCUUGAAUGUGAUCAUCCUUUUUACUUUUGCUAAGCCUUAUUUAAAUUUUGUAUACUGUGGAAUAUGUAGAAUUUGUAAGAUCAUUUUAAUGCGGAAGGUUUCUGAUUUGGUGGCAGGGUGGGGGGACUUUUGUUGCAGUUUUUUUUGUGUGUUUUGUUUGUUUUGUUUGGUGGCUCGUAUUGUAACAUGGCACUUGUUGGCAUAAGUAGUAAAGCACUAAGAGAAAACACAGAUAAGUGUUAGAUGCAUGAGAACCACAGUAGGAAUUUUUUAUUUUGUUUUCUAAGAGGAAAAAAAAAAUGACCAACAAAUAACUAAUUCAGCACCCAAACCCACUCAGGGAUGUCUUAGUAUCUUCAGGCUAUAAAAUUGUUUAUCUAAGCACAGCAUCAUUUAUAGCCCUGUGGAUUGUAAAUCUUUAGGGAGGCUAUAAACUCCACUUUGACAACAAAGGCAUAACUUAACUAUUUUGUUGUCCUUUGUUGUAAAAUAAGUUGGCAAUGUCCCCUCCCCCCAAAAGAAAGAAAGGAAAGAAAAAUGUCUCCUCUUUGCCUCUAAUUUUUUUUUUUUUUUUUGAGAUGUACUCUUAUUUUAUGUCCCCAAGUAGAGUGCAGUGAUAUCCUUAUAGCUCACUGCAACCUCAAAAACCUGGGCUCAAGUGAUCCUCCUGCCUCAGCUGCCCAAGUAAAUAGGAGUACAGGCACCGGCCACAGUGCCUGGCUAAUUUCGCUAUUUUAGUAGAGAUGGGGUCUUGCUCUUGCUCAGGCUGGUCUCACACUCCUGAGCUCAAGCAGUCCUCCCGCUCAGAGUAUUAGGAUUACAGGCUUGAGACACUGCAGCCAGGCCCUAAUUUUUUUCCAUGUGUUUUAGCCAUUCCAUAACACUACAUUAUAAAACUGCAGAAGAAACACAAAUUUUAUAAGAAUUUAAAUGGGUUUCAGGAGUGUUCUCAGCAUUUAUAAUGCUUAUCUGCGUUUGGUGGUUAUCAUAAUCCAGUCCUACACUCAGACGUGGAGACAGGUCUAUCGGGGCGGUAGUUCAUGGUUUACAGCCUUUGUUUUUUAACUGUUCAGUUUCCUUUAAAGCACAACUAGCUGUUUACAAAUGAUAUUUUUCUGUAUAUUUUGUAUAGCAUACUAUCAUUUUUGCCAAAUAUGGUUUUCAUUAUGGAUGAGUAAAGAGUACUUAAGGUUGCAUUCAUGUGAUACCUGUUGUUGUAAACCUCUCCAAUCAGCUGGUAGAAAUUCUCCUAGUUGUGUUCUAGUUGGUCAGUCUCUGUGUGAUCGUAAGACGUGCUCCCUAUAGUACUCCCAGCUGUAGAUUUACCAGCUUAAAAGUUUGUUAGGAUCUGUGCAAUAAAGUGUUUGCAGUCUUAUUUUCUCUAAGAAAUUCCUGAUGGAUGUCAUAAUUGUUGUAUAUUGAACAAAAUAUUUAUACUUAUGCAGUUGCAUAACAUUGAAAUAAAAAUUUAGCAUGAAAAG
Messenger RNA from Nycticebus coucang (slow loris), 10514 nucleotides. It is a transcript of the gene MAST4, whose product is annotated as microtubule associated serine/threonine kinase family member 4. The record is from RefSeq and is a predicted model, not a curated record. The transcript has 27 exons. Lineage: Eukaryota; Metazoa; Chordata; Mammalia; Primates; Lorisidae. Gene Ontology annotation, molecular function: ATP binding; protein binding; protein serine/threonine kinase activity. Gene Ontology annotation, biological process: peptidyl-serine phosphorylation; intracellular signal transduction. Bases 373 to 7698 code for a protein of 2441 amino acids.